Acanthaster planci (crown-of-thorns starfish) is the source of this 6806-nucleotide messenger RNA. RefSeq lists its product as uncharacterized. Lineage: Eukaryota; Metazoa; Echinodermata; Asteroidea; Valvatida; Acanthasteridae. Gene Ontology annotation, molecular function: protein binding; serine-type endopeptidase activity. The record is from RefSeq and is a predicted model, not a curated record. Gene Ontology annotation, biological process: proteolysis.
ACCUGUUAAGAUUGUCACCUUUGUCCAGCGAGUCAAAAAAGACUACGUUCAUUGAGGGCCGGCCAACACUGCAAACGAAUGCGCAGUAGAACGGAAGCUUGAAUUUUACUAAACAAGGUAAAGUUGUACUAUCCAUAAAAUUGUGCUGUCGAAUUUGUGUUUGUUAAAGGACGAUAGCUACCCCGACGCCACCAUGAAUUGGCCAUCUGCUCGUCCGAGGACAUUUAUUGAGAUCACCCUGGCUAUGCUGCUAGUUAUUGUGCUCGCAUUUCCGAGGACAGGUCACUGUUUCCAAGAUUACACAACAUGUGGCAAGCAGAAAGUGCCCUUAAGUGGGGAGGUGGCCAUCGUUGGUGGCAAACCGGCCCAGGUUGGAGAGUGGCCGUGGCAGGCGCAGAUGCUCUUUCAAGGUCGGGGAAUAUGUGGCGCAUCCCUGGUCCACCCACAAUGGAUCUUAUCUGCAGCACACUGUGUGAGUACUCUCAUAGAUCAGCCGCAGUACUUCGCUUUCAAGAUGGGCAGCAAUAAGUAUGAGGGUGGAGGUGCAAACACGCAAAUAAGAGCAGCCGACAAAGUUUUCAUGCAUCCGAACUACACCAUAUACAACACCGACCACGAUUCCGACGUUGCUCUCUUCAAGCUAGACAACCCGUUCGACCUCAACGACUAUGUGCAGCCUGUGUGCGUUCCGACGGCCGACAUGGCAGACAGCUUCCAAGCCGGCACACAAGUCACAGUGACAGGGUGGGGAUCGACAGGAGAUGGCUCUUCAUAUAGUGAGGACCUACUGGAAGUCUCUGUUCCUAUAGUGGACCAGGAGUGCAAAAGCGCUUACAACGCCCACAACAUCAUUAUUACCGACAACAUGGUGUGUGCUGGAAAGAGCGAUGGUGGCAAAGAUUCCUGCCAGGGAGACAGUGGAGGACCAAUGGUAGCCAAAACGAACGACAAGUGGUUCCAGGUUGGAGUCGUCAGUUUUGGCAUCGGGUGCGCUCUGGCGGAAUAUCCCGGUGUUUACGCGCGCAUGACCGCCUUCCAGGAUUGGAUAGCACCGAUUUUCGAAGGGAAGGACCCAGACCGACAGGACAGCAACUGUACUGAUCGCAGUGAGUACAAGUGUUUGCUAGGAGGCUGCAUACCAUACGAUGCAAAAUGCGACGGAGUUCAUGACUGCUACACUGGUAGUGACGAAAAUGCCAAUUGCGAUUUUCCAGUGAGCAUGUUCGACAUCACUGAAAGCAGCUAUCGCAAUUUCAAACUCACAAACGACUCCAUUCGUAAGACUCAUUUCGCCCCAACGCCAUCAGAGUGUGCGGUUCUUUGUUUAGCCUUCAGUACGUGCGUGGCAUUUGAUUUCACCCCUAACUUCGCAUUGUGUGAUUUGGCUGAGGCUGGUUACAGCUUAAUGGAGACCAUUUUUUACGUUCAACAUUAUGUACUUGGGAAGUUGAAGGAUCCCUUGCCAGUUAUGAAUACCUCAGCCCAUCACGGAUUCAUCGGGUACCCCGUGCAGCUCCUGGACCCUGCUGGCAGUUUGCCCGAUGAGUUUGUCUGGAACAUCGCCCCCAAGGACCUGGUAAAUACGAUCCGCUUCCGCUUCACCGGGUUCCACACAGACGAAGAAGUCUCCCGUGGCAGUCCCUGUGAGAAUUAUCUGUUGGUGGGCGGCAAGAGAAGCCUCCCAGUUUGUUUGUACCAGUAUACAGGCGCAAAAUCCUUCACCUGGAGUGUACUGUCGAACCAGACCAGCGUUAAGCUCCAGACCACAGACAUCUUCAAGAGCAGCUUCGUGGCCGAGUAUACAGCAGAGUUCUCGCAUACACAAGCAAUCAACGUGGACUCCAGCGGCGGUGAAAUUACAACACCCAACUACCCUCAGGUGUACUCUCGCCUCUUGAAUUACAGAGUCUUUCUGAGGGCGCCUUAUGGUCGCCAGGUCGAGCUGACCGUGGGUGACUUCGACAAGGCGAUCUGUUUGGCCGGUUAUGAUUUUGAAAUAUAUGACAUGCAGGAUGGCGUGGAAGGCAUCCCUUUAAAGAUUCUUGGAAACUGUUACAUGGACAUGCCGACCAGUGUAGUGACCAGCAAGGGUGAAAUGUUGAUUAAACUUAUUACAAACAGAAACAGCUACAGUCCAAACAUCGGUGGAUUUCGGCUCAGAUAUGCACUUUCUGACGAAACAGACUCUGGCAAGUACAAAGACCUCGAGAAUGACAGGAAUACCAUGCAAUCAGCCCUGAUUGGUGUUGGUGUUGGUGCUGGGGUGGUUAUCCUUUGUCUGGUCGCAGUGGUAUUGAAGCUGUCCACGAAACAAGGCUCGAAGUCCAGACCGAGUGUGCAGGCCACUCAAAACAACGGUAACGUGAUCGCUGUGCAACCGGUCAACCAACGGGCCGCCAAUGUGGGCGAGGACAAUCGCGCCUUCAACAUCUAACGGCACCUUACAGGAUCCAGAAAUCUCUAGGAUGAUGACAAAGCAAUGAAGAACACUAAGCUGCAACUCAAUCAACGCAAAUGAUUCCUGCAAAAUCUUGGUUUUAUAAAACAUUCCACCCAUAAAUACAAAUGAGCAAUCACUGUAUUUUUUCUUCAUUGAUAUCUUUGGAAAUUUGUGAUGAAAGGUUGCUCGAGUAGGUCUUAUUAACGACAGCAAACCCGGGAUCAGUUUCAGCGCUAAUGUUGCAUUAGCAUGUCAAACAUACACGUAGCUGUAGUUUGAACACUAUGCAACGAUGCACAAAUGCACAAUGUACAGAUUAGUUGGUCAGGAUCCUGUAGUUCUUCACUUUUAGGUACACUUACUGUACAUGAUGUGCUUAACUAGUCUCAGUCUGAAAUAUUACGAAACUGUUUUGCUCAUGAAGAUUAUAAAAUUCAAACUGCAAUUAUCUCAUAAAUUAGUUCAAUUUAAAAUCAUUGUAAUUAUAAAUAACUGUCAAGUUAAUUACCCACCAAGUGCUUCUUUAUUUUAAUAGUUUAUAAAACUUUCUAUGACAUUUUACUCGGGUGAGAGCCAUCCCUGCUUUUUACUUUUCAUUUACCUUUGUAUUUGCUACCAGUACCAAUUAAACUUAGAUAGCAAGUCGUUUUUUCUGCAAACGUGGCUUCCCCAAACCAUCACCCCAUGCCUUGGACAAUGCCUUGGACAAAGGCACACUGACUGAAUAUUAUUUUAAAUGAAGGAGUUUCGUAAAACUACAUUUCGUUUUAAAUCCCACUUCCCUGAUGUUCUAGGCAUCUGAGUAUCACAACACUCUGGUGUUAAAAUCAACACUUUUUGGUGUUCUCAGAUGACCACACCCUAGGGUGUUACUUUAACACCGCUGGUGUUACAGUGCACUGAGGAUGUUAAAAUAACACCAAAUAACACCAAAUUUUUUAACACCAGAGAACAGUGUUGGUGAAGUCUCCUGAUAAUACCGGGGGUGUUAAAUUUAAGAUCUUUGUUUGGCAGUGAACUGAAAGUGAACGACAUCCCCAACCCGAAAACCGACUGUACAGUGAUAUGUUUAAACACAUAGGUCUAAACCGAUGAAUCUGAAUGUCCACUUUAACAUAAUUAUUGUGGCAGCAGCGCCUAUCCCAGUACUUGUCACACCAUUUGUGGUGAGGGGAUACCAGUGCCUUUUCCCACAAAUAUUCAUGAACCUUACGCACAGGUGAGUGGUCACCUGCAAAAUAUUAACGAAACGCAGAGAGAAACAGCUUGCUUUGUGGAAAUUGUCCACCGUACUAUCAAGGGAAGACAUGACCAUACAGAUAUCAGAACAAUAAGAUACAAGGAAACCUCAAUUCCAGUAUCACCACUUAGAAAGGUGUCAAGGAAACUAUGCAGAGAUGCUUGCUUUUGAAACAAAUCGGGAUUUGAUCAAAUCAGGAUGAACCAGGCACACCGAGAUCUCAUGCGAGCUGUGAGGACAAACAACAUUGGGAGUUACAUGACAAUUCUUCCUACUCCUAGAUGUCGUUUUGGUACUCAACCGUCCCAAUUAUGCUCGUUGGGGCGUACUCUUUCCCACCAAACUAACUUGCAAUUGCAGACCCGAUGAUGUGUUCGGUACUAGGAAAAGGAACGUCCAAGGCCUUUUCCAGGGCAGCAGUAGACCUGCCAAUGGACCAAAGCAUUAACAGAGAUCUUUUUUUCAGAGAUGCGGCAUGUCAUUUUUUUAGAGAUGCGGCAUGCCAAAUGACAGGAAUCUUGGAUUCCAGAACUCCAAUUCAAUACGGCAUUGGUGUAUGACAUCAAACCAAAGAGGAAUGUCAGUGACAGAGUAGCGACGUGUAACAGGCAGGACUUUUACCUGAAGAGCAGCCAAGAACACACUUCCUCCAUGUCGAAUCAAGAAAGAUAACUGCCAAAUUAAGCCUCUGUUAAAGGCUGUAAGUGAAUCAUGUAAUCUCUGCACCUGCCAUCUCGUCUUCCAGCCUGUUGAAUAUUACCGGAGGAAGAAGAGCCUUCUCCACUACACAGGAGUACCUCAUUGAUUCGCCGUGCUGGUCGUGGGCUGCAGCUGAAAUUCAGGGAGGAAUGUGCCGAGGACAGCUCCAGGUUACUGAAGCCAAUAAAACGGUGAAAAGUAAAUAAAUUUGCAUGUGAGAACGCAUUGGAAUCUUCAUAUACCAGCUUGUUUCUCAUGAUUUACGUCAUUCUUUUCAACGUGUUUCAAACUAAUUAUGUUAUUCACUAACACCAGACUAGACAGUCAUACCCCUCUUGUUCAGACUUCUCCAGCAAAAAAGACCAUUAUUAAAUACCAAGGCCCAAAACGUUGCAAUUCAUUAAGUCGUAUACCCUCCAAAGAGCCUCCGGUAGUGAACAGUCAACGAGACAAGUUAAUUCCAUAUGCUGGUGGUUAUUUCCCAAAACACCAACAUGUCACUAUCUACCCCAUCCCAGAUGUUCCUCUAUCCAUCAUUCCUCCUGAUGGUUCAAUCAUAAACACGGAAAAGAGCAAGCUGGAGUCAAUGCAAGAUGGCAUGGAAACCCUUCCUCAUAUUGCUGCAAGUUUGAUUGAUGGUGGACUACUGCUUCAUUCGUACCCUUCGGCGAUUGGCCACAUAUCAUCCUACAAAAGUCUUGCAAGAAGUCUUUUGAGCCAUUUGUGCACCAGCUUUAGCAAUUGAAAGGAAAUACACUUCGUAUUUGACAGAUACGUGCCUGAUUCACUGAAAGAAAGUGAACGGAGAUUGCGUGGGGUGGAGGAUUUUGUCAUGGUAGUGAGCAACGGCCAAAACAGAAUUGCCAAAAGCUAUUACAGAAUGGCAACAUCAAGGAUGAACUGGCCAGAUGACAAUACUGUAACCUUCAUCAAUUUCUCGUGAAGCAUGUCAUCACGAGAGGAACUGAAGCAAGAAAUGGCUUAGGUCUACAUGUCUUUCCUAUACGGAAUGAACGCAUGUCUUGACAUACCAUCUUUAAAUGAUGAUUAGAAGUCUUGAUACUUCUUGAUUUUCAAUCAUGUAUUAUAUAGUUAUAACUGUAAUGUUUGGCUUGCAAUUCAAUGAACAAUUUUCUAAUUCUAUGUGUGAUUCAAUUAAAUAUACUUGUUUUUGUGUAGAUUCUUAAAUUUGCUGUUCUAUAUUACAAAUAUUUUAAACUAAUUUCCAGUCUUAUUAUACUUUUCACUUUAGCAUCAUCAAUUUUAUUAAUACAUAUGUAAUUAAGCCUCCAAUAUCCAGAUACUAUGUUAUGAAAGAAAGGCAUUAUCACUACCGAAAAUCCAUAGUAGGUUGUAUUAUGGUCAAGCGCCAUUUUGUCGCAGGCCGUGAAAGACGGCGUCUUUAUUUAUGAACACUGGAGGGCGUAUCCUUCCCAGCACUGAAGCACCAUGCAGGCGUGGAAGUUCAAAUAUCAGGAAGUCUGUUCAAAACUGCUUUUGUGUAAAAUAUUAGCCACCAAAAUUGAAUUAGCGAUGUCACCUAAAGGAAGCCGUUAAAAGGUUAAAGAUGCCUCAAAUCUGAUUCUAUUGCUAUUUACAAAUCCUGCUGUCUGUUCUAAAAGAAAACGUGUCUCAUUGGAUUUUUACGUCUAAAGUUACGUAAUGACUAUAUAUCGAUCUUUGCAAGCCAAGAAUCAAGAAUCUUUGUCUCAGUAAUUACAUAUUCAUGAAUAGGUGGAGAAUUUGCCCUAUGGUGCUUUCUACUUUGGGGUACCACAAAAACCCGGUGAGUGAGGUGAAAUUGGCAGUAGUGCCUUGAACCUCACCGCUUAAAGGUAACAAAAAUAGAAAACAUUUACAUGUAGUUCACUUAAAGUAUAUUAAAAUAACAAUAACCACGGAAUCAUUUCAAAACAUCACAAAUUUAACGUUUACCCCAUUAAAUGUGACCCAAAAAUGAGUAAAAAGAUCAUGCGUUUCCCCGCCUACAAAAAAUCCCCUCUUGGCCGUUUGCGCUCCAAGGCUGAUUGGAUGACGUCAUCGCCAGAACGCUUACAUGUACAGUGUACAUGUACAUUGUACAUGUGGUAUCGCACGCUUCAAUAGACCAAGAUACGUGAAGAUGUAGCUUGGCCCACAGGCAAUUAAACACUGUCUCAAUUCAAGGUAGAAAUUUAUAAGGACACAGUCCUAAGGUGUAUCUCUUGAACUAAGACACUCAGUUCGAGCAGCCGACUCAUGAACAACAAAUCGAACUGUUCGUGAACAUACUAGAGCUCGCUGCCCGAACUCGGCCAAUAAAGGCGGCAAUGCGUAUUCGCAUAGCUUAAUUAAUAAGGUGCAGAAAAGUGUCAAAACGAUUUUCUGUUGACUACAUCAAAAUGUGAACUUUUCAGUGCAUGGAAAAGCCAGAGGAAUAAAAAAUAA